Dryobates pubescens (Downy woodpecker) is the source of this 1843-nucleotide messenger RNA. RefSeq names its product tRNA methyltransferase 2 homolog B (gene TRMT2B). Bases 309 to 1739 code for a protein of 476 amino acids. NCBI's taxonomy places the organism in Eukaryota, Metazoa, Chordata, Aves, Piciformes, Picidae. The transcript is spliced from 12 exons. The record is from RefSeq and is a predicted model, not a curated record. Gene Ontology annotation, molecular function: tRNA (uracil(54)-C5)-methyltransferase activity, S-adenosyl methionine-dependent. Gene Ontology annotation, biological process: RNA processing.
GCUGCUGCCGGGGGCCGGUCACCUGCGGCUGAGGGAGGAAAGGCUGCUUUCUGCUAGCGGUAACCUGCCGCUUUCCGGCCGGCUCAGGGCAGGGGCCCUGGCUGCGCUGCGGGCGCUGUGCGGCAGCUCUGAGCACAGUGAAAGCGUUCCCGCUGGGUCACGCCGGCCGCGGGGGACUUUAAACCAAGUGGUUUAGCUCCUGGAGCUGGCCAGCCGUACGCUGCCUUUCUCAAGCUGUGUCCCGAAGCGCAACUGAGAGCGGGCUGGCCGCGCUGCUCGCAGGGGUGGCAGCGCCUCUCCUGCUCGCCAUGGCUCUGUGCUGCGCGGUGAGGCUGCCCCGCCGGCACCUCCGCUCUUGGAGGGUUCUCUUUAGCAGCCGGGCAGGUCAGGACCGCAGCCUGCUGACGGAGAAGACAGCAAUAAAGUGGAAGGAGAAGAGAAAAGCCAGGGAGGGCUGCAGCCCGCCAGGUUCCUCCUGGGAGGAGAGGUUAGCAAAUGCGGUGACUCCACUGUGGAGACUUCCCUAUCAAGAGCAGCUGCAGGUGAAGUAUGAAAACCAGAGGAAGAUUUUGAAGACACUGGCAUCUCAUCUUGAGGAGCUGGGCAUAGAUGUGCAGAAACCUGGUGGACUCUGCUGUCCUCUCCAGCCUGUAGUCCCUUCACCUGUCAUCAAUGGCUACCGAAACAAAUCCACUUUCUCUGUGAACCGAGGACCGGAUGGGAACCCCAAAACUGUGGGGCUGUAUGUGGGAACUGGCAGAGCUAGAAAUAUUGUCUGUGUGAAAGCCAACCACAUGGAGAACAUACCCCAAAAACACAAGCAAGUAGCCCAGUGCUACGAGGAGUUCAUCCAUGGCUCCCCCCUGGAUCCCUGUCUCCUCUUCCACGAAGGUGGACACUGGCGGGAGCUGGUGGUACGCACCACCAGCCGUGGCCACACCAUGGCUAUCGUCACCUUCCACCCCCAGGAGCUGGGCCAGGAGGAACUGGCUACUCAUAAAGCGUUGCUGAAGGAGUUCUUCACCUGUGGACCUGGAGCAGUCUGUGACUUGACUUCACUUUAUUUCCAAGAGAGCACCAUGACACGCUGCUCCCAUGAGCAGUCUCCCUUCCAGCUCCUUCAUGGAGAACCACACAUCUUUGAGGAAGUGCUUGGCCUCAAGUUUCGCAUCUCUCCAGAUGCCUUUUUCCAAGUAAACACAGGUGGAGCAGAAGUUCUGUACCAGGCAGUCAGGGAGCUGAGUCAGGCUGGUGAGGACACCAUCUUCCUUGACAUCUGCUGUGGAACUGGCACAAUUAGUCUCUGUUUGGCUCACCAAGUGUCCAAGGUUAUUGGUGUUGAGGUGAUGGAGAAGGCAAUAGAGGAUGCCAGGUGGAAUGCAGCAUUCAAUGGAAUUUCCAACUGUGAGUUUCACAGUGGCAAGGCAGAGGUUGUGUUACCACGACUGCUGCCAUCGUGGGAGGACGGCCGACCUCUUGUUGCUGUGGUGAACCCGUCUCGGGCUGGGCUCCAUUACAGGGUUGUGCGAGCCGUUCGAAACUGCACGUCCAUCCGAAGGCUGCUCUACAUCUCCUGCAAGCCAGAGGGUGAAGCCAUGAGGAAUUUUGUUGAGCUGUGCUGCCCUCCUGACCCAAGGAAGAAGCUGUCAGGAGAGCCAUUUGUGCCCAGGCUGGCUCUACCUUUUGACAUGUUUCCUCAUACUGCUCAUUGUGAGCUGGUGUUGCUGUUCACCCGCUGACAACGAGGCAGGGGUACCAGCUCUGAGAGCUUGGGCAGCCACCUCCUGCUGUCCUGAAGGCUGGAGUUGAUGUAGCUAGGCUUUUAACUUAUUUUUGUUUUAAA